AAAGACAGACAGAAAGACAGACAGAAAGACAGAAAAACUGAAGGACAGAAAGAAAGACAGAAGGAAUGAAAGAGGCACAAAACAGGUGGACAAGUUGAGGAAAAGAGGCAGUCAUUUGAAAGCCUGUGAUGGAGUGUGUGCCGCUUGUUAAGCACAGGUCACACACAGAUAGUUAUCCAAGCCCAGGUUUGUCAGAGUGGCAUGCCCUCUCUUGCUCCUCUUCAAAGGUGAAAUGCAGCAAGAGUGGAGGGAGAGAGAGAGAGUGGAAAAUGAGAGAGUGUCUAGAUAAGUGUUUGGAUAGACACAGGAUAGACACAGGAGUUAAUUUGUUGACUGACAGAUCAAACUCAAAACAUUGACUGGCCUUGGGCUCCACACCAGGGAGGGAAGGCACCAGUGGGAGUGGCUGGCUUUCGACUGAUGGGACAGACAGCUCACCAGAGAAUCCGGAAGGAGGGAGAGAAUGAGGGAGGAGUGCGGAGGCUGCCACGAUACUAUUGGACGAGAUGUGCCAUCUCACGGCCCAGUCGCUGACAUCACUGGAGACCUCGGACCACUUCCAGGUGGUCAAGAUGUUAGGGGAGGGGUCGUACGGGAAGGUCAUGUUGGCUGUACAUCGGGAAAGAGGCACUCCAAUGGCCCUGAAGUUCUUUCCUCGUGAUUCCACAAAUCUCUUCUCCUUUUUGCGAGAGUAUAACCUCUCCCUCUCCUUCUGCACCCACCCGUCCCUGACCAAGGCCCUGGGCAUUGCCUUCUCCACCCCCUCACAUUACGUUUUCGCCCAGCAAGCCAGCCUCUUCGGUGAUCUAUACGACGUCAUUGUCCCUGAGGUGGGUGUGGAGGAGGACUGUGUCCAGAGGGUGGUUUCCCAGCUGUGCGGUGCCCUAACCCACCUCCACUCCCUGGGCUUCGUCCACCGUGACGUCAAGCCCGAGAACAUCUUCCUGGUCGACGCUGCCUGCCACUGGGUCAAACUGGGCGACUUUGGCAUGGCCAAGGCCACGGGAACCAAGGUACCUGGUGUGUGGUACAGUUCUGCUUACUGUACGCCCGAGGCAGAGAUAUCAAAGGAGUCAGAGGAUAGUAGACAUAAUACUGCUUCAAAACCAGAUGGAGGAAAUGGGUUGGACAGCAAGAUCAAGCGGGUGUGGGUGUCGGUGGAGGCCAGUACAGACUGCUGGGCCUUGGGGAUCCUCACCUACGCCAUGCUGACUGGCAGUCUACCCUGGACGCAGACAGCGUCCGACGACCGCUCUUACAUCAAGUACAAAGAGUGGUUUGACCAGCAGAAAGAUCAAGAAGGUCAGGACGAUGAACUAGACCUAUGGGGGGAAGGAAAAGACGAGGCCAUCAUGAUGAGUUUGGAUGAAGACAAGCAGAAUCGGAGCAAGAGAAAAUCCCAUCCGGUCGCCCCCCAGUUUGCCUGUUUCACCCCACUGGCCAGUUCCCUUUUCCUGUCACUACUUCACCCGCAGCCUAGGCUUCGCGGUAGGCCCGACGAUGUGCUGGGCUACCUGGGAGGAGACUGGUUGCAGGUGAAGGAGAAGAUACAGCUGGAGGAGGAGGAGGAGAAGAAGAAAAUGAGAGGGCGAGAGGUCAUCAGCAACGAGAAAGAGAGGGAGGGAAGGGGAGAGGGAUAAAGGAGUGGCGACACACGAUCAUGAACUCAGAAACUCAGAGGUGAAAGAGACAAUAUUUGUUGCCCUCCCAGAAGACAAUACAUAUCCUCUGAUGUGUCACAUUGUUGCUUAAAAAGACAUUGUACCGUAUAUAAUACCACUACACUUGCACUUACUAUAAGAUAAAUAGCCAUCAAGUCAUUGUUGAUACUGGAUAGCAUUUGGGGAUAGACACAGCUGCAAUUGGCUACUUUAGGGACUUGUAAGCACUUUAAAAGUAUCAUUUCGAUGUGUUCAAUCUAGUAAAUUCUAAGUGUGACUUGAUGAUGGUGUUUCUGUAUUCUAAUGUUUUUUUAAAUAAUAUGUAAAUGUCAUCUGUAUGUCAUAUAAUUUCUUGUGGUUGGAAUUGAGUCUAAUAAACAUUGUAUUAUGAAUUAUCA
Oncorhynchus kisutch (coho salmon) is the source of this 2059-nucleotide messenger RNA. Its product is annotated as serine/threonine-protein kinase SBK1-like. Gene Ontology annotation, molecular function: protein serine/threonine kinase activity; ATP binding. NCBI's taxonomy places the organism in Eukaryota, Metazoa, Chordata, Actinopteri, Salmoniformes, Salmonidae. The record is from RefSeq and is a predicted model, not a curated record. The transcript has 4 exons. Gene Ontology annotation, biological process: protein phosphorylation. Bases 507 to 1640 code for a protein of 377 amino acids.